Molecule: messenger RNA, 4123 nt
Organism: Paramecium sonneborni
Lineage: Eukaryota; Ciliophora; Oligohymenophorea; Peniculida; Parameciidae
Source: the annotation of a GenBank genome assembly
AUGUAAUACAGAUUAAAGAAUAUUGAAAAGAGUGGAGCAUAAAAAUUAAGUGCGUUGGAGAUUGCAACUUAAUUUGAGAAUGCAUUUUCAUAAAAAUUUGGUGAUAUUAAAUUAUUAAAGGUUGAUAUUAAUGAGCAAUAAGAAUCUAAUAUAACAACUGUUUAUGAAAAUAAGGAUCCAAAUUGUUUGUAUAAUAAAUUUUUAGAUGUUUAAUUUUUAAAAGAAAUACUUGUAGUGGAUGAAUUGGAAUAGGAUGAAGAAGAAGAUGUUAAUGAUGAGGAUUUUGAGAAUGGGGUUAUUUUGGAUUAUAAAUAUUAAUAAAUAAAAUCAGCAAUAGAUUGUUUUUUUGAAUUCUCAGGUGAUCUUGACUAAGUAAAAUAGAUGUCUUUAGAAAAUAAAUUUAAGUCAAUUAUAGAUAAUGCUGCAGGUAAGGAUUAAAAAGUAUAAAUAAAAUUAUUAAUUUAAUGUAAAGGGAGUUAAGUUUUACCUUUACAUUAAGAAAAGUUGUUUUUUAGUAAUUUUGAUAAGGAUCCUGCUUAUAUUGAUUUAAUUUCAAUGAAUCCUUUUAUUAAUAGUGAUAUUAAUAAUAUGAUGAAUUCAACUUUGAUAAAAGUUUAGAGUUUUUAAUUAGGAAUGCUUUAAUAUAAUUAAAAAUAGGAGAUGGAAUUUUAAUAGUUUUUUACUUCAACAAAAUUUUAAAAAUAAAUGCAUAUGCAUUAUUAAAUUUACAUAAAGGAAAGUAAAACACAUGAGAAAUAACUUUCAUUGAUAAUAGGAUUUAUGCAUUAAUUUUCAAUUAGAUUAGAUAUAGAUUUGACACUGUGUUAAUGUGUAUAUUAAGAGGGAUAAUCAAAUUAUUAUUUUAAAAUGCUUUCACCUCCUGUUUGCCAUGCAGUAUAUCAUGGAAGAUGGAAAUAUGAAAAUAAUUUAAUAAAAUCUUAAUUUGUAAAGGUUGAUAACAUUUUUUUAAAUCAUUUAGUUAGAUCUGAAAAGAUUACAGAAAUUUAAAGGUUAUUAUUUUUGAAUAAUACAAUAAUAUCAAUAAAAAUGGAUUAGAAUUGUGAUUAUCUGAAAUAUAAAAUAUAGAGCUUUCAUAAAAUAAAGAUUAUUGAAUAUCCUAUUAUUCAUGUAGAGUUAUAAAAUGAUAUAUCAUAUUAUCGAUUAAUGAAUAGCAAAUAUUUAAAUUUUUCAUUGAGAUACAAUAUACUUGCUGCAAUAAGUCAAAAUAAGUUCAACAUAUAAGAGCAUAUUUUGAAUUUAAUAAAGAUUUGUGAAUCUGAAUAUAAAAAGUAAGGUGAUAAACCAAUAUAGUUUAUAACUGGAAUAUUUGAAUAAGCAUUUAAUACAUUUUGUAAGAUUGCUUCGAAUCUUGGAAUAGUGGAUGAAAGAGAAAUGGACAAAAAGAAUAAAAAUCACUUACAUUAUUUUUAGAAAGUAUUGUAAAGAACAGAAAAAGAUUUGAUUGAUUAAUAUGAUCCAACAAUGAGAUUAGCUUAUACAAGAAGAGUAUCUAUGACUCCAUCAGGUUUAUUAUAUUUUAAUAAGUAACCUGAAGUAACAAGUGGCAUUCUUAGAUAACAUUAUAAUAUAGUUGAUUAUUUUUUAAGAGUGCAUUACGAAGAUGAAAAUUAAGAUAUAGUUUUAAAUAUUCCAUAUAUAACUUAGUCUUACUAUUAUAAUUUUAUGUUCCCAUAACUAAAAAUAUUAGGUUAAAAUUAUGAAUUAUUUACAUGGAGUUCAUCUUCGUUAAGAGCAGGUACAUGUUGGUUUGUAAAUUUUAAUGGAGCAGGAAAAUAGAGAAAUUAGAUUAUAUAAUCAAUAGGUAAUUUUACAAAUUUGAAACCAGAAGAAAUUGCUAAGAAUGCAGCAAGAUUAGGAUAGAAUCUUAGCACAAGUAUAGCUGUAGAUUUGAAUGGCCCAAUUAAUAUAUAAAUAGUAGAUGAUUUAUUAGAUUAGAAUAAAAAAUUAUAUACGGAUGGUAUAGGAAAGAUUUCUUAAGAUUUAAUUGAUUAAAUUAGAUUAAAAAUGAGAGUCAAUUCUAAAAUUAAAAUAUCAGCAAUUUAAAUUAGAUAUGAAGGAGCAAAAGGUUUAUUAGUUUUAGAUGAAACACUUGGAAAUAAAACAAUUAUACUUAGAAGAUCUAUGGUUAAAUAUAAUCCAGCUAAAGGAGGAUAUCCUAAUAAAAUUUAAAUCUUAGAUUUCAAUAAAUUUAGAGGAGGAUAUCUAAAUAGAUAAAUUAUAAUGCUAUUAUUAACAUUAAAUGUUAAAGAUAGUGCUUUUUAAGAACUUUAAGAUGGUAAUUAUUUUUAAUUAUUUAGAAUACCUAAAGAAAAUUGAAGAAUUAUAAAUGAAAGAUGCUUCUAUUUACAAAUAUUUUAGUGUAGAAUAUUGUGAUGAAUAAUUUGAUAUUCCUAAUAUAAUCGAUGCUUUAAGAGCAUAUAUAAAUGUUGGAAUGGAUAAUAAUAUAUUAUGUUAAGGUGUGAUAUCUAAAUUAAAAUAAAGAGGAUUGAUGUAGCUAAGAAAAAAAACAACAAUUCUUGUAGAAAAAGCUGCCAGAGUAUUAGGAAUAAUAGAUGAACAUCAAAUAUUAUAACCUAAUGAAAUUUAUUGUUUAGUUUAAGAUGAAAAUAAUGAAUAAUAAAUUGAACCUGAAAAUAUCUAAGGUGAAGUAUUAGUUACUAGAAAUCCUUGUUUACAUCCAGGAGAUAUUAAAAAACUUAAAGCACUUUCAACUUAAGAAAUCUUAUAACGUAAUCAUGGUAAAAAUCCAUAUUCUUAAUUAAUUAAUUGUUUAAUAUUUCCUGCAAAUGGAAAUUCACUUCCAUGUUAAAUUGCAGGAGGAGAUCUUGAUGGAGAUUUAUAUUUUAUUUGUUGGGAUAAUAGAUUACUACCUCCUCAACUUGUUAAACCUAUGAUUUAUGAUGAAAAAAAAAUUAAUUCGGUUAAUUCUAAAAAAAUGGAUUUUAAAGAUAAUAAUAAAAAGUUUCAUGAAAAUACUGAUAGAAAUUUUGAUUUGAAAAAUAUGUUUGAUUUUCUGUUUCUUUAUCUUAAUUCUGAAACUUUAGGAAUGAUUGAUAAUUCUCAUUUAGCUUAGGCUGAUAAAUCUGAAAAGAAGGCCAAUGAUCCUAAUUGCUUAGAAUUAGCUGAAUUACAUGCUGAAGCUGUUGAUUUUGUUAAAACUGGAAAAUAAGUCUUUUUAGAUCUUAAACUUCUUUCUAAAAGUAUAGUUUAUUUUAUUAUUUCUUAGUUUUUCCUGAUUAUAUGGAAAAAGAAUAAUCUGUAACCUAUGAAUCAUAAACUAUUAUUGGAAAAUUAUAUAGGUAAAUUGCACAUUUAGGAGAUAAAUCAGAUAAUAUUUUAGAUUUAGGUUUUCUUUAAUAAAAUUUACCUCCUAUUGAAUACAGAUUAUUGUAUAAUUUUGAUAAAUUAAUUCAAUAAUGUUAAAUAAUUAAAUAAAAUAUCAAAAUUACAAUUAAUUUAGGAGAAAAGAAAGAAUAAAUUGAAUAACAAAAAGAAAUUAAUGAAGAAUAAUUAAACUAAGAAAUAAUUGGAUUAAUUAAAAAUUACAUUAAUGAUAAUUAUAAAAGACAUUUAGAAUCUUCAAUAAAGUUAAUUUUUCAUAUCUUCGAAACUAUUUUUGGAAUAACUCAAACUUUUGCAGUAAAGAGUGAAUUUGAAAUCUACAGUGGAAAUUUUAGUAGUAUGUAAAAAGGUGAUGGAUUAUAUUAAAAGGUAAUUAAAUUUAUAAUUAAAUUAGAAAAAAUUGAAUGUUGAAAAAUACUAGAAACGAAUAAUUGCUCUAAUUAUUUAAUUACAUUAAGAAAUAGAACGUAAAUUAUAGACACUCUCUGAAAUUGAAAAAAUGUAACGAAUUUCUUUAAUCAAUUUCAUUUUAACAUAUUCUCCAAAUUCUCAUCCUUAUCCAACUUUCACAAUAUUGGGAGAGUUUAUUCAAUAAUUGAUUAAUUAAAUAAGUACUUUAGAAGAUUGGAAAAUUCUUGUGAAGAACUAUACAAUUUGGUAUAGGGGAGCUGGAUAAUAUCUUUUUUGGAAGGAUUUAAUAAAGAUAUUUAGGAAUGAUUUAGAAGAACUUAUUUGAUUAGGUUUACCAAAAGUUUAUGAC